Molecule: messenger RNA, 3433 nt
Organism: Monopterus albus (swamp eel)
Lineage: Eukaryota; Metazoa; Chordata; Actinopteri; Synbranchiformes; Synbranchidae
Gene: gmcl1
Product: germ cell-less, spermatogenesis associated
Exons: 16
Coding region: 395-1906 (503 amino acids)
Biological process (GO): germ cell development
Molecular function (GO): protein binding
Source: RefSeq, a predicted model, not a curated record
GCCACUAAUCUUCGAGAGAAGAAGAAUAACAAAAGCAGCUACAGAUCUUCAGGACAGUAGUGGUUAAACAUCAUCCUCUAUCCCUGGUUUUACGUUUGCUUUAAUUCAGAAAAAUGUAACUGGAACUUAAUAGGGGUUUACGGCCUGACGAUUGUAUUAUUUUUUUGUCAGAAGAAACGCUGUUCCUGUUUUCAGACGUGUUUUGUGUUUGAAUUCGACAGCUAAGCUAGCUUUGAGCCUCUACAACUGGCUCGUCAGCGUCUCUCAGACAGUCUGACCUGAGAUAAUCAGCCCCUGUUUACUGUCCACAUUAACCCGAUACAUCUUCCCGUAGCCUGGCCGGAGCUGAUCACCAGACUGUGCGUACAAGUACAUUCUCUUUGAAAGCAUAACAAUGGGAAGUCUGGGCAGCAGGUUCCAGUCCCCCUCUCGGGGAUCAGAGGAAGCUUCAGAGGGCACAUUUACCAGUCACAAACACAACUGUGAGUGUAAGAAGAGGAAACGAAAUGCUCACUGUGACUGUGACAGUGAGCAAGAUGACGAUGAUGCUAUACUGGAUACACCCCGCAGGAAAAAACUGAAAAGCACAUCAAAAUAUAUUUAUCAAACAUUGUUCCUGAAUGGGGAAAAUAGUGACAUUCGCAUCUGUGCCCUGGGAGAAGAGUGGAACCUCCACAAAGUUUACCUGUGCCAGUCAGGGUACUUCUCUAGUAUGUUCAGCGGCUCUUGGAAAGAGUCUGACAUGACAAUAAUCAACUUGGAGAUUCCAGACCAGAACAUUGACACUGAAGCUCUACAGGUUGUGUUUGGAUCCUUGUACCGGGAUGAUGUUCUGAUCAAGCCCAGCAGAGUCGUCAGUAUACUUGCCGCUGCUUGUAUGCUACAGCUGGACGGUUUGAUCCAGCAGUGUGGUGAGACCAUGAAGGAAAACAUCAGUGCGAAGACCGUGUGCGGCUACUAUACUUGUGCCACUAUCUAUGGCUUGGAUUCAGUUAUUAAAAAGUGUCUUGAGUGGCUUCUGAACAACCUGAUGACCCACCAGAAUGUUGACCUGAUGAAAGAGCUUGGAACAGAGGUGAUGGAGCAGCUCAUUCAGUCUUCAGACCUGUUUGUCAUGCAGGUGGAGAUGGAUGUAUACACCGCUCUGAAAAAGUGGAUGUUUGUGCAGCUUAAUCUGUCAUGGGAUGGCCCCAUCAAACAGCUUCUGGCCGACUCUGAUGCCUGGCUUUGCAAACGCAGGACAGACCUGUGUGAGAAAGAGCCUUUCUUGAACACAGAGGAGGGUGCCCCUUUUCGUUCAGUGUUCAAAUAUGUUCGUCUCCAGUACAUCAUCAACGAUCUCGCAUCUGCACGCAUACUGGAGCGAGAUAAUAUUUUGCCUCCUGAGUGGUUAACAUCGAUGUACAAAAACCAAUGGUUUGCUAUGCUCCGGACAGAAUUUGACAAUGACAAUGGUCCCCAGGAAACUGACAAGGAAGAGUUUGAGCUGAGCAGUAUGAGGUGUGGCAGGAAACUGAAUAAAGAUGGAGAUUACUGCUGGCGGUGGACCGGCUUUAAUUUUGGUUUUGACCUGUUGGUGACCUACACAAACCGCUUUAUAGUCUUCAAAAGGAAUACCCUAAGUCAGCCAUGUGGGGGCGCUGUCAGUCUGCAGCCUCGGAGACAUCUAGCAUAUAGGUUACGUCUUGCCUCAUUCGACAGCCGUGGAAAGCUGGUCUGCAGUCGCUCAACAGGUUACCAGCUUAUCACCCUUGAGAAAGACCAGGAGUAUGUGGUGAUGAACCUGGACAGCCGGUUGUUAUCAUUUCCCCUGUACGUGUGCUGUAACUUCCUGUAUACUUCGCCCCAGUCAGACAACCGUCCAGAUUCCUCAGAACAGGACAACACUGCUCGCAGCGUGUCUUGAUGCCUGUUCAGCAGCCAUCAACUGCUGCCAUUCCUCUGUGAAUACAAGACACUGACACCAGCUUGUAUGUACAAUCCACCUCUACAUUGAAUACCAUGACGACGUUGUCUGCAUGCUUUGUGAUUCAGUGAGGUGUUUAGGGAAUACAGUAUGUUUUGUAUCUAUGUCCUCAGUGUUUUGGCAAACACAGAGAUAGCUGUAUAUGGGGUUCACAGUUUGACGGAGACAUGUCACAGUGGCCAGGAAGGAUUAGGUCACUUUUUGCCUUACGAGCAACUUCACUACUCCGUGGAUCUCCGUCAUGAAGUGUUUGCACUGAGAUGUUGGACCAUUCAUCACAAUGGGGGAAAAAAAGCUCCAGUUCUUUUAGGAACUGUUGCUCUUUUGACCAUAUGUACAUUGACUGUGAGAUGUGGUCAGAUGUGUGGCUCUUUGCUCUUCUUAAGGGUGCACUUGAAAACUUGACCAGCACAGUGACAUUUUGAGCACUGAUUUCAAUACAGUUUGUAAUUGGCACACAAUACACCUGUAAUUUUGUACUGACUUAAAUAGUAAGAAAUCUAUACUGUAUAUUUCACAGGGAUUGUUGCAUCACAAUCCAAAUGGAAAAGUUACUGUACAGUCUAAGAAUAAGAAAGUUUGUCAGAGAUUCUGUACCACCUGCUGCUGCUUGAUCAACAGCUGAUAUAGAUUCAGUAUCACACAUGAUGCUUCCUAUGCCGCCUGCACUCCCUUGCAAAUUGGUGACUAGAGCCAAUGGACAUGUAACUGAUGGAUGCAGCAAAAAAUGGGUUCAUCUUAUUUUGGUCAGUCCUGCAUUGUGUUCAGGUUAUUCUACACCAGAGCAGCUUCUGUUGAGACUUUCAGAUCGCAAAGUCCACCACUGGAGAAAACAGCAGCACUGUUCCCAUGAUCCCUUGCAUUUUGAGCCUUGCAGUAAAUGUUGGUUUACAAUUUAUAACAUUCCUUAUGAACAAAGGAGAAAAAUAGAACAUUUAAAUGAAAUAAGUAGCAACGCUCAAGUACCCAUUCUGAUAGUCAAAAGCCACACUUAACCCCAUAAUCUUUUGUUGAGACAUGAGGCUCCAGGAGUCCUCUUGGAUUUGCCUCACUUACAGUUUAAAUUUAGAAGACCUGUCACAGACACCAGCUCCCUGAUGUUCACUGUGUACAUUGGAAACUCCCACAAAUGUUUGGUCUGCAGUACUUACCAGCUGCACUGACAGAUACAAGUUAAGCUGAGUCCUCUGCUCUUCUUUUGCAGUCACUUGGUUUGUGUGUGGCACAUGUGGGCAGAAUGUUUUAUAAGCAUGUGAAGUGUUGUUAGUUUUCCUAACACAUUCUAGUCAGUAUGAGUGUAACUGCAGCUGUAUCUGUCAUCAAGUUAAACUUUCAAGGUGUUUUUAUUUGGCUUUUAUUUAUUUUGUACUACAUUUGUGUUUGUAUGGAUUUAUUUUUCCAAAAGAUAUGUGUACCAUUUUCAACUACCAAUAAAACUGCCCAUUCACAUGGGCUGUGGUGCUAUCA